AUGCACAAGAUGGGGGAGGCCGUGGCCAGGGUGGCUCGGCGCGUCAACGACACCGUGGAGAACCAGCGCGACAGCCUGGGCCCUUCCAACGGCAGCUGGUGGGAGCCGGGCGCGCGGCUCCGGGAGAACUACACCUUCUCGGCCUACUACCAGCACUCGUGCGCCGUGGCGGCCGCCUUCAUCGCCGCCUACGUCUUCAUCUUCCUCAUGUGCAUGGUGGGCAACGCGCUGGUGUGCCUCACGGUGCUGCGGAACCGCCAGAUGCGCACGGUCACCAACAUGUUCAUCCUCAACCUGGCCGUGAGCGACCUGCUCGUGGGCAUCUUCUGCAUGCCCACCACGCUCGUGGACAACCUCAUCACGGGUUGGCCCUUUGACAACGCCAUGUGCAAGAUGAGCGGCCUGGUGCAGGGCAUGUCCGUCUCGGCAUCUGUUUUCACGCUGGUGGCCAUUGCCGUGGAAAGGUACGUUGGCCAACGGGAUCUUCCAAGCCUUGGCACCUCGCAGGGUGCAAGAGGCAUGGGUUAG
Tinamus guttatus (white-throated tinamou) is the source of this 528-nucleotide messenger RNA. NCBI's taxonomy places the organism in Eukaryota, Metazoa, Chordata, Aves, Tinamiformes, Tinamidae. The record is from RefSeq and is a predicted model, not a curated record.